This is a messenger RNA of Folsomia candida, 1338 nucleotides long. RefSeq lists its product as uncharacterized. The transcript has 7 exons. The coding region runs from base 1 to 954 and encodes 317 amino acids. NCBI's taxonomy places the organism in Eukaryota, Metazoa, Arthropoda, Collembola, Entomobryomorpha, Isotomidae. The record is from RefSeq and is a predicted model, not a curated record. Gene Ontology annotation, cellular component: membrane.
AUGCAUUCUGCGAAUCCUCCCGAAACCUAUCUCACGGAGGAAAACGCACUGCCUCUGCUAAAAUACAUGGUCUUAAGCGAUGCAGUUAUUCAAGAACAUCAGAAAGUAUUAUCUAUCCUCACUUUUGUGCUCACGAUAUCAUCGUUAACAGCACUUUUUGACGGUUUAUGGAUUGAAUUUCUUAAGGAGAUGAGUUUCAGUGGGUAUUUGUUAAGGAUUGGGACAUAUGAAUCAUUUCCCAUGCAUUAUGCAGUUAUUGUCAAUGGAAUCGUUGGUCUUGGCUGUUCUCUUGCAUGCAUAAUUGUAGUGGUGCGUCUUCUUCACCAUUCAUUCGGGUUGGUAAUGACAACGUGCAUUGCGUGUGCAGUUUGGGCGUUCUUUACACUUGUUUACAAUUUUGGAUCCAAUAUUAUCUAUGAAGACAAAUUAGAAGAUAUUAUGAUUGUAGAAAUGCAAAAAUCCAGUUUCCGCAAUAUAUCAACAAUUUGGAAGACUUCUCAGAAAUUCUUCAAGUGCUGUGGUAUCAGCUCCUUUAAAAACUGGAGGCUAGAACAUGGUCAAAGACAGGUCGAAGUCUUAUACCCAUCGAGUUGCUGUGUACAUUCCAGCAAAACGACGCCAUGCGGACGCCAAGAAGUGUGGUCUGGGGGUUGCUUGGAGUCGGAAACAUUUUCAGUGAUGACAAUUGCUUAUGGCACGCUCUUCAUUUCCACAUUUCAGUUUCUUUUCAUUGCAUUUACAAUGAUGACACUGGUUAAAGUAUACAGCCGUCUAAGAUAUCUUAAGAAACAAACGAUUGAAAUACUUCUUUCCGAGACCAUGGCAGACUCAGUUAUACAAGAAGAAGGACGAAAUGAAGAAGUCCCCUUCAGUUAUAAUCAAACUAUUGACGUACUCGCAACAGACAAGCUGUCAGAUAAAGAUUACCAAAUAAAGAGGUCUUCAACCAUAUAGUCGAAAAAUAUACAUUUAUUAAAAAUAACAUAAGUGUGAAUAACUUAAGCUGUGUCGUGUUAUUAUUAAUAAUUUAUUAUUUGGAACCAAACCAACAUUUGAAUGUGUUACUUACUUAUUUUGACAUUGUCCAUGAAUGUAUUUACUCUAAAUUUUUCUAUUUAAGAUAAGCUAAGAAAAUCUGGUUUAAAGCAUAAAGUUUAAUCUCAUGCUUCAAGCACAUUAAUGAUAUUAUCCAGACCUUUCAGGCGUGAUAUCAUCAAUCCAUAUCUGCUCCAUUCUUUGUGUAACAUGAACACUUGUCACCAAUUUGAAUUGAUUGAUUGCCUUCUACUAAAAAAAUGUCCAAAAUAAUAAAUAUCGUGUCUAUCAACAUAUUUAUCU